This is a messenger RNA of Exophiala spinifera, 2850 nucleotides long. RefSeq lists its product as uncharacterized. Gene Ontology annotation, cellular component: cytoplasm; nucleus. The transcript is spliced from 2 exons. Gene Ontology annotation, molecular function: nuclear import signal receptor activity. Lineage: Eukaryota; Fungi; Ascomycota; Eurotiomycetes; Chaetothyriales; Herpotrichiellaceae. Bases 1 to 2850 code for a protein of 949 amino acids. The record is from RefSeq and is a predicted model, not a curated record. Gene Ontology annotation, biological process: protein import into nucleus.
AUGGCGUGGCAACCGGAGGAGGAGGCGCUGAGGCAGUUGUCCGAGUACCUCAAGAACUCCUUGAGCGGCCAUGACAGAAAUAAACAAAAAGAGGCGGAGCUGAUGAUCAUGAACGCGAGAAACAAUAACGAUUAUGUGAAUUAUCUGACAUAUAUCUUUACUACGCCCCAGCUAGGGCAGCAGCUCCAGCUCAAUACCCCGAGUCUGUUCCUCAUCCGCUAUGCUGGGGGGGUCAACCUCAAGAACCAUAUCAAGCUCUUCUACUCCAACAUUCCGAAAGACCAAUUGGCAUACGUCAAGGCGGCGACCCUCACUGUCCUCCGGGAUCCGAACCCCCAACUGAGAGGCUUCGCUGGAACAGUCAUUACCGAGAUCGUGACACAGGGUGGGCUGCUACAAUGGCCGGAGAUCUUGCAAGAGUUGUUGUCGCUCGUGGAUAACAGUGCAGGCAAUGCGCCCGCGGAAACUCAAGAGGGAGCCAUGUCGGCCCUGGCAAAAGUCUGUGAGGACAACCGGAAGUUGCUGGACAAGGAGUUCCAAGGCCAGAGACCGAUGACAGUCAUCGUGCCCAAGUUGCUGGAGUUUGCAACUCAUUCCAACCCCAAGAUUCGCGUCCUUGCCCUCAGCACGCUCAAGACGUUUAUCCCGCAAAAGUCACAGGUCCUGUUCUCGGCUCUGGACAUUUACCUACAGACAAUCUUCCAGCUGGCAACAGAUCCGGACGUGCAAGUCAGGAGGAUCGUUUGUCAAUCCCUUGUCCAGCUCGUGGAAACUCGACCAGAUGCGCUUUCUCCACAUCUUGAUGGUCUUGUGAAUUAUAUCUUGACUCAACAACAGUCCUCGGGAAACCCCGACCUCGCUCUAGAUGCAGCCGAGUUCUGGCUCAGCGUGGGCGAGCAAGACCAAUUGAGAGAUCGGAUGGGACCUUACCUGAACAAAAUCAUUCCCGUCUUGCUUGCUGGAAUGGUGUAUGGAGAGGAUGAAGUCUUCCGGCUUGGGGGGGAUGAAAACGAUGCCGACGUUGAAGAUCGAUCAGAAGAUAUAAAGCCUCAAUUCGCUCAGACUAAAGCCGGAAGAGGUGUCAAGUCAGAGAAGGAAGACUCUGCUCCAGGCACGCCCCAGGCUAAUGGUACCCCAUCAAAGAACGAUGACCUUAGCGACGGUGAGAUCGAGGAGGAAGACGAGGAUGAGGAAUGGGAUGAUGAUGACCCCGAAAAUGCUUGGAGCUUAAGGAAAUGCUCUGCUGCUGCCCUGGACGUCUUCGCCGUCAACUACGGAGUGGCUGUCUUCGACAUCAUUCUGCCUUACCUGAAGGAAAAUCUCUCCCACAGCCUCUGGCCCAAACGCGAAGCGGCAGUCCUCGCGCUCGGCGCCAUCGCAGAGGGCUGCAUGGAUGUUGUUUCACCACAUCUACCCGAGCUGGUGCCUUUCUUGAUUUCCCUGCUUUCGGAUGAAGAACCCGUUGUUCGACAGAUCACCUGCUGGUGCUUAGCACGGUAUUCCGAAUGGGCAUCCCGCCUUGAAUCUCAAGCAGACAAACAACGCUACUUUGAGCCCAUGAUGGAAGGCUUGCUGCAUCGAAUGUUGGACAAGAACAAGAAAGUACAGGAAGCCGGAGCCAGCUCCUUCGCCAGCCUCGAGGAAAAGUCGGGCGAAAAACUCAAACCUUAUGUUGAACCGAUCCUUCGCCAGUUUACGGAAUGCUUCAAACGAUACAAGGACAAGAAUAUGUACAUUUUAUACGACUGUCUACAAACAUUGGCCGACAGUGUUGGGCAGGAAAUCGCCAAACCCGAGCUUGUCAACCUUCUAAUGCCGGUCCUUAUCGAACGAUGGAACAAGAUUCAGGACGACUCGAGGGAAAUGUUUCCCCUGCUGGGUUGCCUAGGCUACAUUGCCAUGGCGUACGGCGAUACCUUUGCACAAUUUGCAGCCCCAAUCUUCGACCGGUGCAUCAAAGUCAUCUAUUCAAAUCUGCAGCAACACAUGGCAUUUGUGUCCGGCCAGACGGUGGACCAACCAGACAAGGACUUUAUAGUGACAGCCCUCGACCUGCUCUCUGCCAUUAUCCAAGCCAUUUCUCCCGAAAAAUCGGCACCGCUUGUGCAGAACUCUCAACCGCAAUUCUUUGACCUGCUCUCCUUCUGCAUGGAAGACCCCACCACUGACGUCCGGCAAUCUGCCUACGCUGUCCUGGGUGAUUGCGCCAUUGCCCUUUUCAACACCCUCGACCCGUAUCUCGCCAAACUCCUUCCGGUCUCGAUCCGCCAGCUCGACCUUGAUGCCAUGCCCGAUGACGAUUCCGAGAACAGCUUCAACGUGCUUGCGAAUGUAUGUUGGUCCCUAGGCGAAAUUGCCGCACGUGCGUCGACAUCUCGCAUUUCUCCUUUCAUCGAGCCUCUCUACCGCGGCCUCGUGACGAUAAUCAAGAAUGAAGAAGUCCCGGAUCCUGCGAGUGAGAAUGCUGCGACAGCCCUUGGUCGUCUUGGUCUGGUCUGUCCCGAACACCUUGCGCCUUUCCUGAGCGAGUUUGCCGAGCCCUUCUUAUCGAGCAUGUCCAAGGUCAGCACGUCGCACGAAAAGGCUAGCGCGUUCUUGGGCUUCAACAAUGUCAUUGAGCGCAAUCCUCAGGCGAUGGAGGCCAGUCUUGGGCUGUACUUCUCGGCAAUUGCCCAGUUCCCUCAAAAGGGAAAACAAGGGGCCGAUUAUAGUGAAGUUCGCUCAAGUUUUGGCCGAGUGAUACAGGGAUAUGUUGGACUUAUUGGACAGGAUGGCUUCCGCAAUUUCCUGGGUGGUUUAAGUGCUCCGGUCAGACAGAAAUUGAGUGACGGGUAUGGCUUAGGAUCUUGA